Terrapene triunguis (Three-toed box turtle) is the source of this 456-nucleotide messenger RNA. Its product is annotated as leukocyte cell-derived chemotaxin-2-like. The transcript has 4 exons. NCBI's taxonomy places the organism in Eukaryota, Metazoa, Chordata, Testudines, Emydidae. The record is from RefSeq and is a predicted model, not a curated record.
AUGUUCCCACUCAAAGUGAUUGUUUUUAUUGCCUUGGUUUCCAUUGUUGCUGCAGGACCAUGGGGACAGAUAUGUGCUGGGAAUCCUAGGAACAAAGUAAGGGGCUGUGACAAAUUUGGCUGUGGAUAUUAUGGCGCUCCAAGGUAAGGAAAAAAGCACCGGGGAGUGGACGUAAUAUGCAGAGACGGAUCAACAGUGUAUGCACCUUUUAGUGGCACAAUUGGGGGACGAGUUAACCCCUAUAGCAAGAAUAAUGCCAUUAAUAAUGGCCUCCUCCUCCGUGGAUCAGGUUUCUGCAUACAUAUGUUCUACAUCAGGCCAGUUCGAUACAGUGGUCGGAUCAACAAGGGACAAAAAAUUGGAGUAAUGCUGCCAAUGCAAAGAGUAUAUCGUGGUAUGACAUCCCAUGUUCACGUCCAGAACUGUAACCGCUCAAAUCCCACUCGCAAUUUAUAA